AUGCCAGACUCGGCCGAUCCGUUCGAUUUCGACAUUGACUCCGCCAACAAUGUCGAAGAGACCGCCUACGAGGAAGGCUACCAGCAAGGCUUCGACCACGGCGCGCUGCACGGCACCUUUGAAGGACGCGAACUCGGUCGCGAUAAAGGCUUUGAGCUGUGGGAAGAGGUGGCGUUCUACCAAGGCAUGGCCGAGGUGUGGCGGGAAUGCCUCGAGCAAGCCGACGCCGCGAGGCACACUUCGCGCAAGCAAACGAAGCAGAUUCAGCACCUAGCGGGUUUGGAGAAGCUCAUCUCGUUCUUCCCCAUGACCAAUACUUCGUCGGAUCCAUCGCUUGAUCUCGGUCAGCCGACGACCGACGAGACUGUCGCUGUCGACGCUGAUGACACAGAUGACGCCGAGGUGGCGGAAGACGGCCACGACGAUGAGCUGGCCAAGCUCGACAUGUUGACUCUGCUCGAGAAGGUUCGUGCCAAGUACCGCUUGACCUGCUCGGUGUUGGGGAUACCGUCCCAGCGCACGACCACGCUCGCCGAGAUUGCAGACGCUUCGCAUGACGGUGAGGCGUCACCUAGCUCCAAGACGGACGCUAAGACGGUGCUCGUCGCAGGCAAGCUCGUCGAUCCAUCUCAACUCAAGUACUAG
Messenger RNA from Kalmanozyma brasiliensis GHG001, 645 nucleotides. Its product is annotated as Essential protein Yae1, N-terminal. Lineage: Eukaryota; Fungi; Basidiomycota; Ustilaginomycetes; Ustilaginales. The record is from RefSeq and is a predicted model, not a curated record. The transcript has a single exon. The coding region runs from base 1 to 645 and encodes 214 amino acids.